AGAUAUAUCUAUCUCCUAACUCAACAUUUCCAUUCGGCUCUCGCUCCUUUUCUUGGCGCUUAUAUUUUUCUUUUCACAUCAAACUAGCUUCUCAAGCUGUUUAGCUACAUAGAAUUUUUUUUCCUCUGUACUCUCGGAUUACUGAUUUUCAGCUUGGACAAGAGGGUAUUACUAUUGAUUCUGCAUCUCUCUUCUACCCGCUGCAACAAUUUGAAGCUAGUAAACUGUUCAGUUUACAGGUCCCCUUGACUGUUACAGGUGUGCAUAAUUAAAAAUGGCACAAAUUUUGGGUGGUCUAGUCAACAUUGUUGUAACACCGAUCUAUAAUGCUAUAUUCAAACAUGCAUUGUAUCCAUUCAAAGUUACCAGAAAUGUGGAGAAUCUCGAGAAGGCUACAAAGAAAUUGAUUGCUAAACGUGAUGAUGUUGAGAACAAGAUUAGUAACGAUGAGAGAAGCGGCAUGAGAAUAAAAAGUGAAGCAAGAAGAUGGUUGGAGGACGUCAAUACCACCAUAUCUGAAGAAGCGGAUAUUAAUCAGAAAUAUGAAAGCAGGGGAAUGACUUUCGGCGGAUGCUCCAUGAAUUGCUGGUCAAACUACAAAAUCAGCAAGCGUGCAUCGCAGAAGCUCCUUGAAGUGAAGGAGCAUUAUAUAGCUGAUAUGAGUGUCGUUGGAGAUCAACCAUCGCCAGAACCUGUUCAAAAGAUCCCUAUUCCCUGUGAUCAUGUAAUGGACAAUGAUAACAAUCUUCGUGAAGCUCUGGACUAUAUCAAGAACGAUCCAGUUGGGAUAAUUGGGAUAUGGGGUGUAGGUGGAGUUGGCAAGACCCAUCUCCUGAACAAGAUCAACAAUUCAUUUCUUGGGGACUCUUCCUUUCAUUCUAUCAUCUAUGUUAUUGCCUCUAAAGAGUGUUCUGUGCAGAAGAUCCAAGCUGAGAUUGUCAAGAAACUUAACCUACGGAAAGAUGACGAUGUAAAAUUCCAAGCCCACAUCAUUUCUGAAUUUCUCGACGGAAAAAAUUUUCUGUUAUUGUUGGAUGACCUCUGGGAGAGGAUUGAUCUUCUGGAAGUUGGCAUACCAACACUAGGAAUUGAAAACAACCUCAAGAGGAAGGUGGUCCUCACAACAAGAUCACAGGAUGUAUGUGGUCAAAUGGAGGUGAGGAAACAGAUAAAAGUUGCUUGUUUACGAGAUGAGGAAGCAUGGAAACUAUUUCUGGAGAAGGUCGAUGAAGAAACUCUCCCUUCCAGUUCUCUAAUUGAACUUGCAAAACAAGUAGUGAAGGAACUCAAGGGCUUGCCAUUGGCUCUUGUAACUGUCGGAAGGGCAAUGUACGCCAAAAGGGACCCGGUGCUAUGGGAGCAUACCAUUGAUUACAUGAAAGGGGCAUGUCGUGAUAAGGACGGUCCCCUCUCUAUGGAAACUGUUUUCAGGCAACUUAAGUUCAGUUAUGAUAGUUUACGGAAUGACACCCUGAAACGUUGUUUCUUGACUUGUGCAUUGUGGCCAGAGGAUGUGUUCAUAGCUACAGAUGAACUCGACCAAUGUUGGAUGGGCUUAGGUCUGGUGGACAAGGAUGAUAUACAAAGUUCCUACAGAGAAGCAUGUAACGUAAGAAGUGAACUUCAAUCUGCCUGUUUGUUGGAGAGCUGGCAUACUUCUCGUGUAAUCACAAUGCAUGAUGUGGUUCGUGACAUGGCUCUAUGGAUCUGUUGCGGUUGCAGUGAAAAGAACGACAACUGGGUUGUCCAUGCACAAGUUGGCAAAAAUUUAUCAAGAAGAACCAUCCCAUGGAGCAAAGCUGAAUGCGUCUCCUUGAUGUGGAAUCGCAUUGAAGAAUUGCCUCCCAUGGAUUCAAAUUAUUUUCCCGCAAAACUCAGGACAUUAUGUCUUCAAGGCAAUCGUUUGGAUGGAAGGAUAGUUGAAACUCUUAAGAAUUUCACUGCACUCACAUAUCUGGAUUUAUGCUCGAAUUCCCUCACUAACAUACCAGGGGAGAUAUGUGCCUUGGCCAAUUUGGAGUAUCUCGAUUUGGGAUAUAAUUCAGGAAUAUGCGAAGUCCCCACCUGCUUUAGAGAACUCAGUAAGCUCAAAUUCUUGUAUCUGUCAUGCACUAACGUAUGGAGAAUUCCAGAGGAUGUCAUAUCUAGCCUUAAAGCACUGCAGGUCAUAGACUUGACGCCAAAACCCAAACCUUGGAAUCGGUACGGUAACAGAGAAAACCACGCGGAUCAUAUGCCUUCAGUAGUACUAAUCCAAGAGUUAACCAAACUAAGUAAGUUAAAAGCAGUUGGCAUUACUGUUGAAAGUGUUUCUAGUUAUGAAGCACUUAAGGAAUAUCCUAACCUACCUAUUAGGAGACUUGUUCUAAAUAUAGAGGAACGAGAGUCAGUGUUCUAUCUACUGACUGGUCCUUUGUCAGAUCACUUGGCUCAAAUGACCUUACAUAAGUUGGAAAUUUAUCGCAGCAGCAUGGAGGAAAUAAUAAUAGAGAGACACGAGAGUGGUGGCCAUUUGGAACAAAACUAUAGUUUUGACGCUCUGAAUCAGCUGGACUUACAAUUUUUGGAAAACCUGAAAGUUAUUACGUGGAAAGGAAUACGUCCGGAAUUGCUUUUCCAUAGGCUCACCGUUCUGUAUACCAUUGACUGCGACCAGCUGGAAGAUAUCUCGUGGGCGCUGCAUUUACCUUUUCUGGAAGAACUAUGGGUGCAAGGUUGUGGCAAGAUGAGACAUGCCAUUCGGAACAUAUCAAAGCAAGAGAGCUCAAUGCAAUCGAUUGAUACAUUCCCGCGCCUCGUUUCUAUGCUAUUUGCAAAUAACGAUGGGUUGGUCAGCAUAUGUGAUUCAGAUGUGACAUUCCCAUCCCUAAAGAGCCUGAGGGUCACAAAUUGUGAAAAUCUUAAGAGGCUUCCUUUUCGGCGGCAGCAGAGCUUGCCACCCAAGUUGCAGGUUAUAUACUCCGAUAGUGUUGAAUGGUGGGAUAAUCUUGAAUGGGAAGAAGAAGGUAUCAGACCAAUGCUGGAGCCCCUUCUUAAAAUCGUGUCAUAAUGAUUACGCUGAGCAGUCCUGUGAUGUGUUUCAUCCAUGGGACUUGAGACGCGACCCCCGCGUCGUUCUCGCGCGGGCGGCUCGGGGGCGAAACCCUAGCCGCCCACGCCGCCACACCCUCAUCCCCCUCCUCCACCUCGCCGCCGCUGGAACUCGCCGGCGGCAAAGCCGGCGGCGUGCCGAGAAGGCGGCGGCGUGGCCCAAACGGCUCGGCGGAACCGGCCCCUGCGCGAGUAGGACGGAGAACGCCGACGAUGGCGCGGCCGGAGGUGGAGACGGCGGUUCGACUUGGGGCGGCGGAUCCGGCGCCCCUAUGGCCGGAUCUGGCUUCCCCACCCACGGAUCCGGUCGGCGCGGUGAGCGGCGCGACGGAGGCGGAGUGGGCGGCGAGCGGCGCGUGCGUGCCCUGCCGGCGCGGCGCGCGGCGUGGGCGUGCCCUGCCGGCGCGGCGGGCGGCGAGACGGGCAGCGCGACGGACGCGGUGUGGGCGGCGGGGGGCGCGACGCGGGCCCUGGCCAGCGCGGCGGCGACGCGGGUUGGGGUUGCUGCGGCGACGGCGCCUGCUCCUGCUCUGCCUCGUGCCCCCGCCCGGUGUCGUUGUCGGAUGGCGUGUAGGAGGAAGGCGAGGCCAGCGGGCAGGGCGAGGCGGCGGCCGGUGGUGUGCGAGGUGGUGCUGGCCAGACACGCGGCCUUGGCCCAAUGGCCGGUGGCGUGAGACUGUGGAGCUGGUGCGCGAGGAGCAAGUCGGCGGUGGUGACCGGGUCAUCAGGUGGCUGGCUGCCAUUGGUGACCUCAGUGGCUUUCGGCAGCACGCAGGAAGCGGUUUGGCAGUGAAGAGUUCAUCCUCUGUAUUGCCAGCUUGACCUGCGGGGUGGUAGACUGAGCUUGGGUGUUGAAGGGAUGGCAUGGUGGUCCGGCGAUGGUCGUUGUGCAGGAUAGUUGUGUGGGGUUUUGAUGGGAAACCGCUGGCGAAAGCCUUGCCAGGCCAUGGGCCAGCAUGACGACGGCGACGCCAUUUGGCGCCGUUCCCCUCCUUGGAGGUGUCGUCCUGGCGUUGACCCCUCAUAACACCAAGAACCCUCUGCGCGCAAUGGUAGCCUUGGUGGACUCCUGCAAUGUCCCCGAAGCUCUUCAGGUCUAGGGUGUUUGACGAGGCCUCACUUCCUUGGCUUCGUUCCUUGCUACAGCGGGUGUUCAUCACUCUUAUCUGGUUACUGUGGGGUAGUGUCGGAGCUGCUUUGCUGGGGACGAAGCUUGGCAACGAUGACACACUGCAAUCUCUUUAUAGGAUUGCUGAUGCUAGCUGUGUGUAGGAGUGGUUCCUUGGUAGCUUGGGCUGAUGUCCUUCGUGGGUGUCGUUCUUGUUUGUUCAUUUUGGCGUUAGGAUAGCAUCGCAUUGAAGUCGAAGCUGUUGUGUCACUUGGGUGGCAAGCUUGGCAACGAUAACAUGUGUAGGCUGCCGUGUCAUCUCAAUUGGCAAGCUUGGCCGAUGCCUUGUGUCGGGCUCUGUCGUGGUAGCUUAGGAUAGGUUAGCUGUUGGUGUGGUGUUGUAGUUGUGGUUUUCGCUCAGUUUUCCCUAAUUAACUGAGCACUGUAAGGUUUGAUCCCGUUUUCUCCUCAAAAUAGGAUAUCUUCUUCUUAAUAUAAAACGUCGGCAAUGGCCUGACCGUUCGAAAAAAAAAGUUGUUGUAAUUAAGUAAUUAAUUAGGAUAGUUAAGGACACCUACCAUGAUUGGCACAAUGAGGGCACAUCAGACUUUCUUAGUUGCGUGUGCCGUAUAUUUGAUAUGCACAAAACUAGGAUGUGCCACACGGAUUGUUAAGUACGUGCUACUAUGUGUUUUAGAGAAAGAAUGUCAUAUCUUUGUAAUUUGAUCUGUUUGUCAGUACUAGUACAAGAUGACAAAUACCAUUGUGCAUUUGUGCUUGACGUGCAUACAUUCAGAACUAACAAAAUCAUUAUGUACAUUUAUUUUUCUAAACAACAAGGGGUUUCAUUUUAGCUGAAAAAGCUACAUGCUCAAUGCGGUUAUGAACAGGGAAAGACAGUUCAAUUUUUUUUUUUACCUCUCAAGUAGUAGAGAGACGUAUAUACCUCUCGAAGAAACUUAACCUUUUAAUUUUUAUCAUCUUGGUUAAAAACAAAAAAUGUUUGAACUCAUCAAAACAUAAGCCAACAUUGAACAAAAUUUAUUUGUAUGGGCGUGUGUGAAUAGAAGAAGAAUACACGUCAGGUGUCUGAUGACUAUUCUUAAAAUUAGAAAGGUAGCCCGCGCAUUCGCGUGGGCAUGUAUCGUAUGUUCCGCUUGAGACACUUAAAGGAGAGGAAUAUUAACCGGAAAACACGUGCCAUACUUUAGAAGUAUGCUUGCUUCAGAAAUUUUCUUGUUGGCAUUGCUGAGAUAAUUUUCUAACCUAUUAGUGUUGUUCUAAUUAUCUAAGGCAAUUAUUAUGCAAUGGUUAAUGCAAUAGUUGUUUCAAAGUUUAUAGCACUUCACAAAUGGCAAAAGAUCAUUUUCCUUGCUCAGAUUAUUUGAGCACAUUACUUUUAAAAAGCUCAUGAAGCAAUCAGAUUGUUUUAUCUAUCUGGUCUUUAUGUAGCGGCUUGGACUAUUCAAAUGUGAGUCAGUUCUUUUGUUUAUAUAGUGUAUAUCUAAUUUAGUUAUUGAUGGGUGUUCUCAAACUAUUUCAUAUUUUUUAUAGCAAUUCAGAUAACAUGUAACGGGGCAGUGAUGUUUCUCCCUCUAAAUAAUUAUGUACUGGCUUGGACUAUCCAUAUUCGAGCUAUUUGUUUCUUAGGUACUAUAUAUCCAAUUUAGUUAUUCAUGUUUGAGAAAUAAUAUUGGUGCAACAAGUGUAGUUGAAAUAUUUUGUAGCUUUUUAUGGCAAUUUGGACAACAUGUAAAAUGGCAGGUGUUGUCCAUCGAUAAAAAAAUAUUAUUUCAUACUUGAAUUUAUAAUUUGUGUUUCAACACCAUUAAUUUUGCUUUAGCUAUCUAUAUUUAUGGAAUAAUAUAUAGAAUGACAUAGUAUAUAUUGAUAGUUUUUAUCGUAUUUCGUUGCUAUUUGGAUGACAUGUAAAAUGCAUGGAUCGACUAUUUCUGAGUGAUAUAUUUCUAAUAUAGAAAAGUAUAGGCAUAUGGACCUUCAAUUAUUCAUCUAAUUAUAAAUAGAAAAAUAGUUAUAAUAGAAAUUAGACAUGUACCUUAAAAUUUAUUGUCGUUUUAAAAUGUACAACUAUUUAUUGUGCUUCUCUUCUAGUUUGAUAGCUAAAUAAUUGAAAGGGGGAGAGGAAAUAGAUCCGUCGAUAAUGGUUGAAAAAUAGAUGUAAUUUACAUGGAAGCUGAUGGUAUGUGGUUUCACUUUUAUUCGUUGGAUCUUUUCUAAUUUUGAAAACAUGGCGCGUUAUGAUUUAAGAGUGUUUUAUAGGGCGUUUAACAUAUCUUUAUUAUUAUUAUUAUUAUGUAGAAUGAUUUAAGAUGAUAUAAUACAUAUUGAUUUUUUAAAAUAUUUGAUUGUAAUUUGGUUAUAAUGCUGAUAGGGGGUCUAUGUUGUAUUUUAAUUCUGACAUGUGGUGAUUUAUAGUACUUUUGAGGAUAUUUAAUGAACAAUUAAUGGAAUUUUAUUACGUAGAAUGAUUUAAGAUGAUAUAAUGCAUAUUGUCAAUUUUUUUAGUGUUCCAUUCAUAUGUAGUUACUAUGCAAAGGAUAGGAUCGGGGUAUCUAUGACGUAUUUCAAAUUUCACAAAGUAACAUAUAUGUAAUAUAGAUCUUGAAUUAUUUAUUUAAUUAUAAAUAAAGUAACAAUUAAUAUAUAUAUAUAUAUAAUUGAUCAUUUAGCUAUGUAACUAUUAAUUUUUUAAUAUAUUUUGUUGUUAAUUUGAAAAUAGUAGAGGAGAUAAUUGAAUGGGAGUUGAGAGGAGGGAAGGGAGAUGGCAGUACAUGAAUAUGGCAGGAUGAGGUAGUGCAUCAAUUUGUUUUUUUCUUCAAAUGUAUUUAUUGGGACACUGGUAGAGGAAGCGGGGGAAAUAUUUGUAAAUGGAUGUGCUGUUUCAGUUAUUUAAACCUAAUAAAGGGAGUGAUUGUUAGCACUAUUUUGACUGAGAAAGGCCUAAAAAGACUAUAGCCCUUCUUUGUUUAAGGUUAGGCUUAUUGGUUUAGGCUUUUAUGUUAGUUUACUGGCUUAUAUGAUUUAUAGCCUAAGGGUUGAAUGUCUAUCUCACAUAAGCCAAACAAGAACUUCUCCAACUUAGCUAUUAGAUUUUGGCUUAAUUGUAACACCCCAGGUAACCACGUACCUAGAGUGCCACAC
Oryza sativa Japonica Group (Japanese rice) is the source of this 7360-nucleotide messenger RNA. Lineage: Eukaryota; Viridiplantae; Streptophyta; Magnoliopsida; Poales; Poaceae. The record is from RefSeq and is a predicted model, not a curated record.